Messenger RNA from Topomyia yanbarensis, 14104 nucleotides. RefSeq names its product protein scalloped (gene scalloped). Gene Ontology annotation, biological process: regulation of transcription by RNA polymerase II; hippo signaling; embryonic organ development. Lineage: Eukaryota; Metazoa; Arthropoda; Insecta; Diptera; Culicidae. The record is from RefSeq and is a predicted model, not a curated record. Gene Ontology annotation, molecular function: RNA polymerase II cis-regulatory region sequence-specific DNA binding; DNA-binding transcription factor activity, RNA polymerase II-specific. The transcript has 7 exons. The coding region runs from base 159 to 1379 and encodes 406 amino acids. Gene Ontology annotation, cellular component: transcription regulator complex.
CCUAUGCCGGUACCCGGUCCGGUUAGGACGAAAAGGACCUCUCGUCGGCGGAUGCCGAAGGCGUUUGGAGUCCCGACAUCGAGCAGAGCUUCCAGGAAGCUCUGGCCAUCUAUCCACCCUGCGGUCGGCGGAAAAUUAUCCUCUCCGAGGAAGGGAAAAUGUAUGGACGCAACGAACUGAUAGCCCGCUACAUCAAACUGCGAACCGGGAAGACGCGGACGCGGAAACAGGUCAGCUCUCAUAUACAGGUCCUAGCGAGACGGAAACUGCGCGAAUUUCAGGCCAAGAUGAAAGUGGACCACACAAUGAUGGGCCCGAAGGAGAGACUGUACCCGGGUUCCAUGGCCGGUAUGACCAGCGCACAGAUCGUCACGGUAGCAGCAGCAAAGGGGUUAAGCCUAACGAAUCCCACGUACCUUCCGUACCAUCAUCACCACCCCCACCAUCAUCAUCAUCACCACCAUCAUCCGCAUCAGCAUCCACAUCACCAUCCGCAUCAACUAUCUGGCCCUGCUCCUCCUCCUCCUCCGCCUUCUGCUCUUGCCUCAGUGCCAUCCUCAAUAGCGGCGUCGUCAUCGUCGUCGACACAUUCUAGUCAAUUCUGGCAGCCGGGUCUGCAACCCAGCACCUCGCAGGACGUCAAACCCUUCGCCCAGGCAGCUUACGGACCGAUGGGAAAAACGGCUACGGCCGUCUCCGACAGUGGCCUCCAGGCGGCACACCCCUGGGAGGGACGAGCGAUAGCGACGCACAAAUUCCGCCUCGUCGAGUACAGCGCCUACCUGGAGUUGCGUGUUGAAGAUACUUACCACAAGCACUUAUUUGUACAUAUAGGCGACCAGCCAGCUCACCCGCUGCUCGAAUCGGUCGAGGUGAAAGAAAUCUACGACAAGUUCCCCCAGAAGGCCGGCGGUCUGAAGGAACUGUACGAGAAGGGUCCCAGCAAUGCGUUCUUCCUGGUUAAGUUCUGGGCGGACCUGAAUACCAACAUCGCGAGUGAUGCUGGUGCCUUCUACGGUGUCGGCAGUCACUACGAAAGCAAUGACAACAUGGUGAUUACCUGCUCCACCAAGGUGUGCUCCUUCGGCAAACAGGUGGUGGAGAAGGUCGAAACCGAAUACUCCCGCUUCGAGAAUGGUCGGUACGUGUACCGGAUCAGCCGGUCGCCGAUGUGCGACUAUAUGAUCAACUUUAUCAACAAACUGAAGCACCUGCCCGAGAAGUAUAUGAUGAACAGUGUGCUGGAGAACUUCACCAUCCUGCAGGUCAUCUCCAACAAGGAAACCGACGAGACGCUGCUCUGUGUGGCAUUUGUGUUUGAGGUGUCCACGUCGGAGCAUGGCGCCCAGCACCACAUCUACCGUCUGGUGAAGGAAUAGCAUGAGAUCAGCACCGCGUCCCUUACCGCUGCUAGCCACCACAAUCAGCAGCAGCCACUUCAGAGCCAAACUGCUGUUGACAGCAGCAGCAGAAGCAGCGGUAGCAGUCUAAUGUUAAGUAAUCUUAGAAACACUAGCUACAAUAACGGUAACGAUAGUAACAAUAACAAUAACGCUAGCAGUAACCGUAACGAUAACAGGGGAGUAGAAGCAGGUGUCGGCAAUGUAGACAGCAUUGCAAUACCGACCAUUACCGAUGACCAGUCAGCAGCAGCAGCAGCUCUCGGGCUAGGAAUGGGUGAUGAUGGUGGCCUACAACAGGAGCAGCUAGUGAUUGCCGGGGUUUCCACAACGGCUACUGAUUCCGAGCAGGGCUCGUCCGUACUCCCGCCGGUGGACUCCCAUGAGCAUCAUCACCACCACCACCAACACCACCAGUACAGUAGUCUAAUGGCUGCGGCAGCAGCUGCCGCCGUAUGCAAGUCGGUAAAGCAGGAAUUUAUCGGCGGGGAGGAUUACCGGACGGUGGCUGCUGCCAUUGUGCAGCAGCAGACUCAGCUCGAGCUCGAGCCAAUCGGUACAACAACAACAACAACAACAUCGGUUGCGUUAAUCGAGAGUGGCGACUAAGCGGCUGAUUUUCUGAACAGGAUCUCCAACCUGGUUCGAGAGUAUUGCACCUGUACACACCUCUUCUGCUAUAGAAAUGUACCACGAUUAAUCAAGUGGGUGUUGUGGUCUGGUCUAACAACCUCUUACGUUUCGGUUCUCUUCAGGUUGACCUCCAAUUUCGUAGCUCUCAGUGAACGGAAACAAAACAAAAAUCGAGAAACUAAAUUUUAAGAAGAAAAAACAGUGCCUAUAUUACAAAGAAACAAAAAAAAACAAGAAACAAGUUAAGGAAAGGGGAGAUCUGUGUAGAAAGUUACGGAAAACUGUAAAAAUUAGGCUCUUCGAACGAAGAUGCACACGCCUAUUUGUUCUGCUUUGUUUUGUUUCCUCUUCGUGGUAGUAUUAGUGACGGGUGGGAAGCAAACCCACGCGAAUGAACCACUCUCAACACAAACACUCACACACAUAUAAACAACAAUCAGCAUUGAUCUCAGCGAACACCAGGUGGAAAUUAUUGGAUUUGGUUUAGUAGAAUAUGGGGGAGGCAGUUUGCCAUAAAACAAAUAACAAGCGUUAGCCAUACUGUUUCCCGAGAAACUAUUACACCCGUGUUCUGUGGUUUCUCCGGAAGCGUAAAACAAUGGACCAUGAGAGCAGUUGUAAAUAUUUAGGCAACAGAAUAAUGAACACAGAUAAUGAGAAGACAGAGAGAGAAGCGGACGCUGGAGCAUGCGAUAGUUGGGUCACGGCCUAAUAAAGCAGCUGCUUGUGUCGAUUUCGAUGUUUUUCGCCGAUAAGUCAGUCUUCAGUGUGUUGUCAAAUUUUUGUCGGGCGACAAAGAGUGUUCAGAUUUUUACACGUCGACCAGGAUGUACAGUGACCAGUAAGACCGUAGCACUGUUCGUGCAAUUGUCCUAUACCCUUUGAAUCGGCUGCGAAGUCGGUUUGAAACAGUAGAUCAAGUUGGGUAACGAUAUGUAGUACCAAGGCUGUGUGCUUUUGAUGGCGGCCAACAUCGUCUUAUUCGUAAUAUGUUCGAUGACUUUUGUUUAGACAAAACUCAUUAAAAAAAUUAUUUGAAAAUUGUCCAACACGAGACCCAUUUUGGAUGCCGUUCUUCAUUGGAUAAACGGAGGGUCCUUGCUAGGCGAUAUUGAAGCUUUCCCCAUGGAUAUUAUAAAAUCGACCAAUCGACACAUCAGUCUACUGUCCAACACUCAAUUCGUCCGUCGUUUGUCAAAUGUUUCUAAAGGGUCAACCACAAAGCUCGCUUUCCUGCCAAGGUGGGUAUCGUAGUAGGCUGGUUGGAAUGGCAACAUUUUUCCAUCGCGAAAAAAAUUUUCGCGAGGAAGGUGACAAUCACGCGGUUGAAGUAAAGUCUGUCGGAAGUGUAAUUUUAAUCGGAAUUCUUAUUCGGAAACAAAGCAGGGAUGGAUUCCAGCAAACAGAGGAAGAGAAAUAAGGAAAUGGUCAACAUUGCUGAUGCUGACUAUGAUAAGGCAUUUUUGACUACCGACGAUGCUGAUAAAGAUGAUUUUCGGUGGAUUCUUUAUAGUGGAGCGUCCGGAAGCAUAGUAGAGUAGAAGAAGCUGUACAAGUUAGAACAACAGGUUAUUAUCAGUGUGGCAAUAUCUGGGCAGAAGCUCAUCAGUCAUUACGCUGGCGAAGUAAGGAUGCUGGUGAGCGUGAGUAACAAGACGAUACGUUGCGUUGUUUAUGAGGUUAUGUACUUUCAUGAUUUAACGAUCAACUUGUUUUCUGUGAAAACGGAUCACGGGGUCCGUACUGCAUCCCGAAAAUCAAAACUGUUCGGACUUGUAAUCGUCGGAUACAUAGUUUCUCGUUUCAGUUUCCUUAAAUCGGGUGUUUUUGUAUCACCGUAGAGAUGAUAACCUCGGAAAUACUGGCUUGCAGAAGCUAGUGCUUGCCAGAAAGGUGGAAGAUGUUGAGCUGGAAGAUCUGAAAGUGGACGAAAAUGUGUGCAUAUUGUGCAUGAAAGGGAGCUGUUGCACAUGGCUGUAUGUGGAACAUUUAAGCCAGAAGCGUGGAAUAGGGGAAAAAUGUACGUAGCCUUAAGACUAAAAAUGACAUAUUCGAAGCACGCAAACAAUACUUGACGCGGUUGCCUAUUUUGAGUGAUGGCCAGCUCGAAUCCCUUUCGACAACGGAGGCUAGUAAGUAAAUUACGAGUUUCAGGUCAUACACACAGAAAAAAAAUGUUGGUAAAAAUAAGAGUUUUUAACUCUUAGCAAAAAACAACCAACGCAUACUCUUAGUUUAAAAAUAAAACUCUUGUUUUGAGUACUAUUCUUCAUUUGAUUGAAAGGAAAACUUUUACUUUGAUUAUUAUUCUUGAUUAAUUUAAUAGUUUUACUUUCAACCUAAUAGUUGGCGUUGGUUGUUUUUUGCUAAGAGCGGAAUACUCUUACUUUUACCAAUAUUUUUUUUUCUGUGUGUACUUAGUUGCGUUUCGGCUUCGCCUCAUCAGAAACCGACACUAACUUAUUGUCGGAAUAGAUUAGCGCCGGCUUGACGCAAUUUUUUACCAAAUUUUCCUCCUUAGGGUGAAAUAUAACAUAGAGUUUCAGGUGUUCUGCGAAAAAGCCGGUAUUGUAAUGGAAACAAUUGCGCCCUGUACGUCGCAACAAAACGGCGUUACAGAGCAUAUGAAUCGGAUCAUACAUAUAUAAUCAAAAACCAUGUACGAGCAGCAGUACUGUGCAAGCGGAGUUACAUUGUCCAGGUGAUAAUAUAGCACUAGGAUCGGCUUCGUGCUCGCAACGACCUGGUUUUGAUUAUGAGGAAACAUGCACCAGUAGUUCGGAUGAGUACUGCGAGAACAUUGCUAGCAGAGACUGUUAAGCUAGAUAUGAAUCUACAUUAAAUGGAUGUCUGCACCAUCAGCCAAAAACGGUGUCCUUAUGGAGGGAAUUUGCAUGCGUCAACUGCCAGAAUUCAAUAUAUAGGCUGAAGCAGGCCCCGCGAAGCUGAAAUGUUCAGUUUAGCCAUUGUGUAUUGAAGCUUGGAUUCCAACGUACCCAGUAUGACAGCUGUGAAUUGCUUAUACAUUUUGACGAAGAAGAUAGACAUCUACGUUGUCUUGUACGUGGAUGAUACACUUCUAGCUUAAAACUCGUUGAAGACCCUGGAGCACAUCAAGCCGAGAUUAUCUGUCGAAUUUGCGAGGACAGAUCUUAAUGAGCUACAUCACUUUCUGGGAUUACGCAUCGAAUGUGACUGGCAGCAAGACACGCUGAUUAUUGCCUCUUGAAGUGAUUUGAGAUGGAGGGAUGUAUGCAAGCGUCGAAACCACUACAACCAAACGCGAAGCUUGAGAAGCUUAGGAAUGACCAAAAACCAGUCCGGCUCCCGUAGUAUGCACUAACAGGUUACUUGACAUACUUGAUGCUUUCUUCCCAUCCCGUAAUCUGUGUGAUUUUCAAUGGCCCGAGUCCCUUUCAAAGUGGCUCUUCAGAGAGUCUUCAGAGAGCUUUUUCGAGUCAGGGAAUUCUGCAUCAGUUUUGCUGUCACAUUCAGAGUAAAGAUGGAACCUGGCGUGCUUAGUGACGCCGGCAAACGGAUUCACCGUCGAUCUUAUGGAUAUCUUUGAUCUGCGUGGCGUCCCGAUGGGAAAUCGGACACAUACAGCAGUUUUUCAAGAAGGUCUUUAGACGAUGCACAAGCAGAAAGGUACAGCUUUUUCUUCAACCGUGUGGGAAACUGGUAUUCAAAUCCAGAAGGCCCGUGUCGUUUCACUUACAACGAUUGGUUGAGUAGAAACUAAAAAAGCCGGCAGAAUCUUGGCGUUAUUGAAUAAGUAGAUUUCUCGGAACUGGGAUAAAUUUUCCCUACGAGCACCCAAUAAGAUUUUUGAGAAACUGGGCGGUAGUCAGUAGAACAGCGUGCUGGAUGGUCGGAGGUCGAAGAGGAUUCACAAAAGCUGGUGACGAUUAACAUCCACAAAGAGCUCUCUUCAAAUACAAGCGGGAGUGAAGUCGACUCCAGGGACGCGUGAUUGUCACCUUCCUCGAGGAGUGAAGUCGACUCCAAGGACUUUACAAGAAGUGAUCGAUAACAUGAUUGGUGAUUUGUUUGGAGCGGAAUCUCCUUUCGACGACAUUGUUGUUUUCGGCAAUAUUCGAGCUGAGCACGAUCGCAAUCCAAACAAUACUCGUCAAAGAAUUGUUCGGUUUCUCCCCCUAAGCUGGAAUGCUUUGGGUACCCGCUCUGCAGGCCGAAACUCAUGAACGCAACCAACAAAACAUGAACCCAAAUCUGCACUUAUUACAUUUAUUCAACACCCUCCUGCUCAACCAUUAAUGUUUUAACUUCCUAGCUACUACUACUACUACUCACGUAUGAUGGGCCCAUCCUGACUUGCAUAGCCUUCCGGUGCCAUCUAAGCCAACCCAUUGAGAUCUUUCAGUCCCCCGUAACAUUUCCACCUCCUUGACAAAUACCGACACCGUGGCUCUUCGACGGAAAACUUCUACGGCGAUUUUCCUUUGCUUGGCGAUCGAUCCGGUGGUGCAACUGACACUGUUGUGUUUCUCAGUCGCUCCGUGAUGGCUUCCAUUCCAGCUGGAGAACCUCCCUUUGUCACUGUCUCCGUUCUGUUUAGCAGACAAAACCGUUGCCUCGUAGUGUGCACUGCGUGUAGCAGAAGAAAAUUACUCCUUCGCCGUUUCCGCUGAGUCUGGCAACUAAAAAAACCCUGACAAAACAACAGUUUCAGUUCUCACGGGAAUACAUGUAAUCGUGUGCUUUUACUCACUUCCCACUGGAAGGUUUUUUGUUGCGAACUUCCGACUUCGGAGAGUUUCAGGAAUUCGUCCUACCGGCCACGUCCUUCACCUGGACGAUCCUAGUUUCGUUGUUCCGUUCUAUUGGAGAUUUCCUCUUCGCAAUUAGCUCUGAGCACGGAAAGCGCGAAUCAAUCUGUUUAUAACGGUGGAAACUGAGAUUGCAUAUCAUUGUUGUGCGCAUUUGUCAAUGGUUAUAAAUACCUUGUGCAGUAGCCUCAAUUCUUCCGACAAUAGUGCUGUCUUACGAGAUCGAACCCGAACUUGACCUGAUGUACUGCUUGUCGUGCGUUCCUUACGGGAAUGUUCGAUUUCUAUAAUGGCAAUAAUUAGCGCAUAGCUUUUUCACUCUGACUCGGACUAUUACCUUCACCGAUUUUUGUUCGAUCCACGCUAGAUUUGACUUUCGCCGUCGUCUGAAUGCUUCUUGGAAUGGAGCUGCUACAGCAUAAAUUCGAACUCAGUCAACUGUCUUUUAGGUUAUGUUCUCCUCGUGGAGAUGACAGCUUUCCGUCUGAAAUUUACAAUCGUUACAUAUUGCUUUUCGUUCCGGCUCAAAUGUUAGGUUUUACUCUCACCGAAAUUGCUCACCUACUGUUGUAGGUCGUCCCGACGUUUUCCGUGUGGCUCCGUCGCCGAUUGAAACCGACAUCGAUAGGUUGUCUCUUCGCUGCGCGCUUCUCGCGGAGAAGUGAAUUUUCUGCCAAAAUACUCGGCCAACUUCGCGUUUGCUCGAGUUUUUUCCUCGACUGGAUGAAAAUGCGGCCGAUCCUCGAGGCGGAAUGUGACGUCUGCUUACUGCCUUGUCACCAGCACAGUCCCAGUAGAAUUCUGCCGUUUCCGUUCUGCUCUGGUUUGCUCGCAUUUAUGUGGUGGUGUUGGCAACAUUUUUGUUUCCACUGAACUGACGUGACAUUGACUUGUUGUCAUACGGGGGGCUUAGUGAUUGGCGAUUACAGUCAGCCGGUGAAGACAUUAAUUGCAAAGACUGUCUACACUAUUGCUAACGCUAGAUUCAUGCUUACUCUUAGAUCUUGUACGGAAUUUAAACGUAUACGCUACAGAAUCGAUGAGUUUGUUCUACUGAGUAGCUUGAAACCGAAGGCAGACUAUAUAAUUGCUUCGGUGUAACUAGUGGAAGAGCUUGCAGCUGUUCUGGAAGACCCAAAGCCUGUUUAUAGUUCAAGAAUACGUUCUUUUCGGCAAACAAUUCCCAGCCCUAUCAGAAGCGAGUUUUUCAACGAGUGCAUCACGGAUAUCUCAGCAUUGUUCGAAACAGGCACAUGGUCUUCUGACGAGAUCGAGUCCUUCGUCAAGCGUUGGAUUUUGCAUCUGAAGUCAAGUCUCCAGUUCAUUCCACUCCAGCUGCGUGAUCAUUGCAUCUGGACCAUGGCAGGACUCUGUUUUCUACACUGUUUUGCGGUUCCUUAGGUGUUCGUGUAGUCAUGUGGUUCGUUUCUCGGGUAUCGGUAUUGGCCAAGGUCUUGGUAUUGGCCAAGGUCUUCAGUAGAAUUAUAGCGUUUACCGAGUUGUACGCGUCUUAGUAUCAUAGAAAGAGUGUAGUUUGAUGAAUGUUGAUACCAAUACAAGCUUCCUGAAUCCGGAUGAGAGCUCUGGUAGUAGUUGUUUCAUUUUCGCUAGUUCUGUUAAUGAUCCCGAUUUCCCUAUUCAUUAGGGUUAUGGUUCGCAUGUUAUUUAGUUAGCUCGAUUCUCUAGCUUUCCUAGGGAUUGGGCUUGUCUCCUCAGAAUUAUGGCGACUCUGAUAUUUCUUAAAACACGAGCACUCAGCUCACCAUUUCGUAUGUUUUUUUUUUCUUUUAUCUCCGAGAUCAGUUGUUUGAGCACUGUACGCGACAAACCAUUAGAACCCGGUGUAGAGUGACUUUUCCUUUGACUCAGAUCGUGCAAAAUAACAUCGUUCUUUAGGGCCACCUGGUCGGACCCCACCUUGUCGGUAAUCACCACCGGUUGCUGUAUUGGUCGAUCAACUUUUUGUGUUUAUCAGUGAGUGCUGUGUCAACUCCUUUGACUAGAUUCCAAAGCUGCCUGGCCGUUGUAGACUUGUCGAUAUUUCUGGUCAGUUCCUUUACGUAACAGCGUUUUGUCUUUCUCUACCCUUUUUUUGAAUUGGACACUCUUCUCGUGGAGUAGGAUAAAGUUUGAACUGGAUUCCAGUCAAUUUCUCCCGUCCACCAAGGCUUGAAAGAACCCUAUUAUUGUUAAAGAUGAGCUGUUGGAUGAAGUUUUUACUACUUCUUCGAUUAGUGAUACCAUUUUUUCUGGUCAGUAGACGCAUUGCGGUUUGAUGCUGUUCACUACGCUAUAUUUCACCCUAAGGAGGAAAAUUUGGUAAACACCAAAAUUUCUCACCAGGGUGAAAAUUUGUUGGUAAAACCAGUCUUUGAACUUGAGGGCACAAAACCUUAUUUCUUACACAGUUGCGUUUCGGCUUCGCCUCAUCAGAAACCGACACUAACUUUUUGUCGGAAUAGAUUAGCGCCGGCUUGAUUUUCUCGCCAAUCCCGUUGUAAACGUGAGAUCGUUUACUGAAUUCCUUUCGCCCGGGAAGUUGAUCAUUGUUGGGAUACUGUCAUUAAGUAGGAUCAAGUCGAACUGGUCAAUAAGACUGCGUAGAAGUUUCUCACGGUUACAUGCGUGGAAGUUCGGGCUACACGAAGCAUGGUGAGCGUUAGUCCGUUUCUAUAACCAUGUCUCCUUUUAGGAGUGAUAGUGCGAAUUUUUUUUCUAUAUCAUCCUUACAUACGUUGACUGGAUGUAGGUAAGCCAAUAUGAGGUAGACCAAUUCAACAGUACCAGUGUACGAAGAAGACAAAGGGUUAAGUCGUCGGGAAACUCUGCUUUUCUAUACUUUCCUCCUUCAACUUCUUGCUCUCCCUUUGUUGGCGACAGCAACAGGGACUAUGUCCGGUUUGUACGGCUCACCUGGAGGGUACGAAGGACCAAUGUUAGCGACAGCAACAGAGACAGCUCUGCUUAGUACGGGGCACUUGGAAAAUGAGGAAAAAAAGACUGGUUCGGCGUAUAAACUAUAUUUGCUUCUACUUCGACCACGUGUACAAUUUUUAAUGAAAAUGUUCUUAUAUUUUUCGGAAAACGCCUCCUGCGAUCAAGUCUGCUAUAAAGCAAAUCUUAGCUAUAAUCAUAUUUUUUUUUGAAUUCCCAUGGCAUACUAAUUUCUAACACCCUUGAGUACUAUGGCUUUUAAUAUUGAAAGAUAUACUUCACACCUUUCAGUCCCUUGCUAAUAAAAUGUCGUUGCAACAAUUACAGUCUGAGCUGAUGGAAAGUCGGUCAUUUCCGCGAAAGCAAGGUCCAAACUCGCAAAACGAUUUUGGACUUUUGUGUCCAUCAUUUCCUACUUGUUUACAGUUGACUUAUAAGGGAGUGGCCCUCACAUUCGGCUGGUACUCUUUUCCGAGUAUCCUGCCUUUUUUCCGGCGCACUUUGUUCUUUUGUGUUCAAACUUCCUACAAAGCUGUACAUUUCCGUUCGAAAGUUGAUGCAAGAUAGAUUUUUGAUAGUUGGGAAGCGUUUACUUACCAACUAGCUUCAACUUGUUUUGAAACUUGUCACUUUUGUUCAUCUCUCUCUGCAUCAAUUGAAGGCUGAUUCUACCAAGACCUUCUCUACUGCAGCGAAGUGAUUUAGAAUGGUUUCGUCGUGCUUCAGUGGCUCCAGACAGAGAUCAUCUACAAGUAUCACUAAUUUUGAGCUCGCUUGUGCACCUAUUGGAAUUAAAGAUUUAUGGUUUGAUAUUUUGAUACCCUCUCGAUUUAUGGCGGGUUCUGCGAGUGCAAGGUCAUGUUUGCCUCUCUUGUUUUUGGGAUUUGUCUUUAGAAAUUACGCUUGUGUCUAAUGGGCAGAAUUUCACUUUUCUGAUGGUUUUUUGUCUUGGAUUAUAAUUUUUAAUAGCGAAACCACUUUUCACGGGACUAUUUCUAGAGAAAAUUUUCAAUAGGACGUAAGUAACAAUGAGAGAUUCCCUUUGGGGUCUUUCUCUUCUAUUCAUUUCUCGGCCAUUUUAACAUUUACUACUCUACUCUUUGCAUAAUGUUCUAGUAAAAACCGUCGGCUUGUCGAUAUGUACUGGAAAAUUAGUGCAAAGUGUUGUAAUGACGUCGAAAUAAACGAAAAAGAAAGUAAACAAUAAGAGACUCUCAAUGUUACUUACGUCCUAUUGAAAAUUUUCUCUAGAUUUUUUUCUUCGUGGCACCGGCCGUCAUCUUUACCGACGCGCAUUAGUCGUAAAUUUUGUCAAAAACACUCACAUCACUUGUAGUCCGCGGACCGACACAAAUCAGCUUCACACACGCGAAAAUAUUACGAAAGAGUACUCAGAAAUCUAAACGUACAUUCUUGUCGAAAAACAGGACCAAAAUUCGAUACACAUGUUUUUUCUCACACAUACACGUACUUUAUCUUUUUAUUUAGGUAUCAGAGUAGAUUUCUCGCGUUUUUUUUAAAGGGCAAAUAAUCAUGCUGUUAAAAUACACUUUGGGAGGAAAUUCUAGAAAAACGAAUAAUCGCCGAUUAUAAAUCACAGCAGUAAACGAAAGAGAAAACUUUUCUCUUUCAUAAAAUGUUAGCAUCCAGUCUCGACGAGUUACGGUUUGUCUGGAAUUUUCACUCAAAGUCAAUUUUGACAGAAUGCUUAUUGGCCGUUUACAAAAAACACGCGUGAUUUCCUCUCUUCUCAGUUCACUAUUACGAACAAAACAAUGUUGCCCGUCAUUAUAGCACAGCGUGAAAAACUAAACUGACACCAAAACAUCCAAGCAACCCUGUAAAGAAAAAUCAUCCAACGAACGUCCUUCACUGUGCAGCGAUGUAUGGGACGUCGCCGCUCGACAACCCGUUCAACAUAGGAACCCGCAUCGAACGAUUCCGCAGCAUUUUUGUUGGACGGUUUCUGCUCGCGUUGGGGAAGAAAACUGACAGCAUCUGAAGCAGAACAACUCAAUAACGUCCAUGAAACCUAGUUUUUCGUUUGUUUUAUUCUAUUUGUAAUUGUAAUCUUUAUAGUUUUUGGAAGAGUGCAUAAUUAGGUUUAAAUCCCGCAGCAAGAGAUUUUCCCUCUCCCUUUGUUUAAUAGAAAGAAGGGAGCAAACGUUUUGCUUUUUUGGGAGUACACUAAAACUGGUUAACAACUCCGUCACACUGCAGCAAUUCGACCGGUUUGUGUGCAAUAUGGCGUCGUCGCCACCGAUUCGAGGGAGCCACGCCGCAUACAAUUACUCAACACAAAAAAUCGAGAAAAAAAUGCUUUAAUUAUUAGUUCUACUCGAUCGCGCGAUAUAAUACAUUACCCACAGACACAGGAACGUACUUUGAGAAAAAAAAAACCCCACGAAUUAAGCCAUUAUUUGUUUGUUUAUAAAACAAAUCCUCUGCGCUUUUUACACCCCCGUUUCUGUUCUCGUCCCAUUGGAAUUGUCAUUGGUGGUUGGUGCAGAUGGUAAAAGCCGGAGAAAAGAAGGAAACUUUGUACAAAUCAUACAUCUAAAACACGAGAAAAAAAACUAUCUGAAGAGUUUAUUUUUUAAUAAUAGCGAGCGGCGGUAAUAAAUUUAAAAACGAAAUGCCAAUACUUAGCUAGUAGAAACAGAAAAGAGAAGAAAAAAAACCGUGGGGAAAAGCACUAGUAAUUAGUUUAACACAGAGAAAAAGCUGGAUUUCUUAUUUUUCGUUCAGUUUAUUUAUUUUAAAUUUAAUUAAUGAUUAGCUUGUAAGCUGAAGAGAUUUUUUUUGUUGUUGAACCCCGCUCAUUAGAGACAGAAGGGAAGAGGUGAAACGACAAGCGUGUCGAGUCCGAGAUAUUAGAAAUGAUAUAGCGAAGGGUUAUUUUUAUUUUUUUCGCGAGAGUUAAAAUCUGAAGAAGAAGAAAAAAUAUAUUGAGAUGAAGAUAUGUUUAAAGGAAUAAUUCAUUUUGAUCUCCUAGUUAGUCAAAUGCAUUAUUAUAAACAAGAGUAAAAAAAAGGGAAGCAGCAGAUGAAAUUUUGCAAACGAUUCAAAAAUCGUGCUUCUUUUGUUCGUACUAUUCAGAAAUUAAACUUGAAAAAAACCAAUGUAAUCGAGACAAAUAAUCAUGGAACCAUUGAGAAUAUGAAAGAGAAACAAAAUACACACAACCCCUAAACAUACUAGACAAAACGAAACUAAAAGAGCUUCAUCUUCUGUGAAGAAUGAGGUCCAAAAACCGGAACAGAGAUAGAGAGAGAGAGAGAGAGAGAGAGAGAGAGAGAGAGAGAAGGUAGCAGGAGAAAAGCAAUUUGACCAGUAGCGCGAGAUAACGAAAACUGUAAAUUUCUACCGAGAUUGCGAGACACAGACGCCGAUAUACGAAAGAAGAAAGAGAAAAACUACUGCGAGUUAAAACAGAGAGACAGUGUAAAUAGUGCAAAAGUUGUGAAAAAUAUUAAAAAAACAGAAAAUGUUCGUUUAGGUAAGAGACAGGAAAGUAAAUCUUUUUUAGCUAAUGUGUAAGCUUAUCUAUAGUAAAAAAAAGAAACAAUCAUUCUCUCCGGUUUUCAACUUUGUUCUCAACUAUAGUUUUUUUAAUGAGAAAUCAAGAGUAAAAAGUGUUUAAUGUGUAUAUUCUGUAAUACCUGUUUCGCCGUAAGAAAAAAGUAAAAAAAUACAUAGCUACAACUAUACGCGCAGCAAUAGACAGUAAAACAUGAUAAGUUUGAACAAGAGAGGACAGCGUAAUUCAAUAAAUCUUUAAGUAACAGAAAUAAGCAACCCAGCAUUAAGUUAAACCGGCAAAGAAACAAAAAUCUACAGCAGACACUAUCCUUUACCGGGGUAAAAAGAAACACCCAAACUACACACGUGAAAUAAUAAAAAAAACCAAUCAAAAUAUACCCAUACAGCAAAACAAUAGAAGACAUAAUUUAUCAAAUACGGACUUCGUUUGCGUGAAAAACAGUACAUUUACAUAACAGUAUCGAAUCACGAAAGUGAUUUCAGUCGGAUGAAAACCGUGCGUCCUUCGAGAUGUUGAAACGGCGAAGGGAAACAUUUAAACAGGAAAUCAAACUAAGGACAUGAAUAAAACAAACCAGAUUUAAAAAGAAGAAACACAAACGAUUAUGAAUACACUACGAGAGAGAAAGAGAAGAGAAGCAAAAAAACGCAGGAUAAAAGAAACUAGCUAAGUAAGUAAGACAAUUGAUGAAGUUGAGAAUUCCGAUAUUUCAAAACGGAUCGCUGCGUCACGAACCCCCCAACGCGGGAGUUUGAGAAAAGUGAAAUAAGUUGAAUAAACAGGUGAAAAAUUCUUGAAAACUA